CCACCUUUUCCCCGGCUUGCGGCUUUGUCCCGCCUGCCCCACCAACCCAGUUCCGCUUCCGGUUGCCGGGGCGCUGAGCUUCUGAAAGUGGUCUCUGCGGUGGUCGUGAUGGGGAAGUCAGAUUUUCUUACUCCGAAGGCCAUCGCCAACAGGAUCAAAUCCAAGGGGCUUCAGAAGCUACGCUGGUAUUGCCAGAUGUGCCAGAAGCAGUGUCGAGACGAGAAUGGCUUUAAGUGUCAUUGUAUGUCAGAAUCUCAUCAGAGACAACUAUUGUUGGCUUCAGAGAAUCCUCAGCAGUUUAUGGAUUAUUUUUCAGAGGAAUUCCGAAAUGACUUUCUCGAACUUCUCAGAAGACGCUUUGGCACGAAGAGAGUCCACAACAACAUCGUCUACAAUGAGUAUAUCAGCCACCGAGAGCACAUCCAUAUGAAUGCCACUCAGUGGGAAACCCUGACUGAUUUUACUAAGUGGCUGGGCAGAGAAGGCUUGUGCAAAGUGGAUGAGACACCAAAAGGCUGGUAUAUUCAGUACAUAGACCGAGAUCCAGAAACUAUCCGCCGACAACUGGAGCUAGAGAAAAAGAAGAAACAAGACCUUGAUGAUGAAGAAAAGACUGCCAAAUUCAUUGAAGAGCAAGUGAGAAGAGGUCUGGAAGGGAAGGAACAGGAGGUCCCUAUUUUCACGGAAUUAAGCAGAGAAAAUGAUGAAGAGAAAGUUACAUUUAAUUUGAAUAAAGGAGCAUGCACGUCAGCAGGAGCAACAUCUUCCAAAUCAAGUUCCUUGGGGCCGAGUGCACUGAAGACACUAGGGAGUGCAGCAGCAGUGAAACGAAAAGAAUCUUCCCAGAGCUCAGCUCAGGCCAAAGAAAAGAAGAAAAAGAAAUCUGCGCUUGAUGAAAUCAUGGAGAUUGAGGAGGAAAAGAAAAGAACUGCCCGAACAGACUACUGGCUACAGCCCGAAAUCAUUGUGAAAAUUAUAACCAAAAAACUUGGAGAGAAAUAUCAUAAGAAAAAGGGUAUUGUUAAGGAGGUAAUUGACAAGUAUACAGCUGUUGUAAAGAUGAUUGAUUCUGGAGACAAGCUGAAACUCGACCAGACUCAUUUAGAGACAGUAAUUCCAGCACCAGGAAAAAAAAUUCUGGUUUUAAAUGGAGGCUACAGAGGAAAUGAAGGGAUCCUAGAAUCCAUCAAUGAAAAGACUUUUUCAGCUACUAUUGUCAUUGAAACAGGACCUUUAAAAGGACGAAGAGUUGAAGGAAUUCAGUAUGAAGACAUUUCCAAACUUGCCUGAGUUUGAAAAUUUGUUAACAACACAUUAAAAUCCUAGAACAUCAAAUUGGUGUUUGCCAAGGCGUUAUGAGAACUCUACUGUGUUAGGGUGUUUCUUUUGUAUAAAGCAAAUGAAUUUAUUUAAAUGUUACUAUAUGAGGUGAGCAUUUCACCUAGUGGUUAAGUUGGGAGGCAGCAGGUAAUGGCUCCAGUAGUUGGGUCCUUGCCACCCGUGAGGGAGACCUAGGCUGUGGUCCUGGCUCCUGGCUUUGACCCAUCCAGGCCUAGUUGUUCGAGUCAUUCGGGGAGUGAACCAGCAAAUGGGAGCUCUCUGUCUCUCUGCCUCAUAAAUUAAUUAAUUAAAAAUAUAAAUAUUACUGUAUACUUGUUUAGCUAAACUUAAUGGAAAAAUCUAAUUAUGUCUCAUGUAGUAUCUGAAGUGUGAUUUUAUCCUUGUUAUUUUUGGUUCCUUUGUAAUAUUUCUUGAUGAUUUUUAAAUUCUCAUUGAAGAAUGUUAUUGUAAAGCAUUGUAUAUAAGACAAUUUAACAUAAUUGAAAUCUUUCAUGUAUUCUAAAUUUAUAUUUUUAGUAGUAAAGUUUAAUUAUUAAAAUUUUCAAACUAUAGAUAUAAAGCAGCUUUAUUGCCAUAUAAUUCACACACUAUACAAUUCACUAAUUUAAAGUAUACAAUUGAGUAAUUUUCAGCAUAUUUACAGAGUUGUGUGAUGAUUUCAGCUAAUUGUUGAGAAUAUUUUCAUUUCGCCACACAGAAACCUUUUACACAGUUAAUCCCUAUUCUAAACCCUAGACCCUACUAAUCUACUUUCUAUCUCUAUGGUUUACCUCUUCUGGACAUUUUAUAUAAAUGGAAUAAAACAACAUAUACCUUUUAUGACUGCCUUCUUAGCCUAAUGUUCUCACAUGUAUCAUUGUGUCAUAGAAGUACUUCAUUUCACUUUAUUGCCAAAUACUGUUCCAUUGUAUGGAUAUACCAUAUUUUGUUUAUCCAUUCAUCAGUUGGUAGAAUUCCACUUCUCAGCUAUUAUGAAUAAUGUUGCUAUGACAUUCACAUAGAAGAUUUUGUGUGGACAUACACUUCAAUUCAUAAAAACUGUUACACCAUGUUUAAUAUUUUGAGAAAUUCUUUUUUCCAAAGUAGUUGCAUCAUUUUACAAUCCCACCAGCAAUAUUGAAAUGUACGUUUUUUAAAUCAAUAAAGAGAGGAAACACAUUAUUUUGGGUUGCCAAAGACAUGAAACCCACCUCAUCCUUCUUUAUAUUUCCCUACCCUAUAAACCAUGGGAAUUUAUACUAGUUGAAUAUCCCUUAUCUGAAGUCUUUGGGACCAGAAGAAGUAUUUCAGAUUUCAGUUUUUAAAAUUCUAGAAUAUUUGCAUAGACUAUCACAUCAGCCUCCCUACUCUGAAAAUGGUGCUCAAAAAGUUUUAAAAUUUGGGAUAUUUGGGGUUUUGGAGCAUUGCAGGUUAGGGCUGCUCAGCCUGUGGUUCAUGUAACUGAAAAGGAGCAGACCCUAGCUGCUCUCUGCAUCUCUGCCGCCUCGGUGUUGGCUGCAUUUCCAGACGCUCUCAGAACAGCAAGCUGACUCCCCGCCUGUCCAGAUUUGCAUCUUACCCUAUAUUCAGAAGACUGUCUUCUAUAACACUUCAAACAAAAGGCCCCAAAUGGACUCUUUAAGGGAUCACACCUGGACAAGUCACUGAAGAAAAGGAUGGAAUCGGCUGAUUAGCCAGACCAGUCAUAUCCUUGGGCCACCGUCUCACUUGCACUAGGAGUGGGGGAGGAGUGGUUUCUUCUGUUGUCAAAAGAUGGGAGAAUAUAUGCUGGCAGCAGGAACAGAGGAAGCUUAUAAGAAAUAAAGUGGUUUUUGACCUGCACUGUGGCAUAAUGGGUAAAGCCACCCCCUGCUUUGCUGACAUCCCAUAUGGGUGCCGGUUCAAGUCCGGCUGAUCCACUUCUGAUCCAGCCUCCUGCUAAUGCACUUUGGAAAGCAGCAGGAGAUGGCCUGAGUGCUAGGGCCCUUGGACAGAAGCUCUUGGUUCCUGGCUGUGAUCUGGCCCAGCCCUGGCCAUUGUGGCCAUUUGGGGAGUGAACCAGCAGGUAGAAGAUUCUCUAUGUGUGUAUGUGUGUGUGUGUGUGUGUCCUCUAUAACUCUUUUUAUUAUUAUUAUUUUAUUGACAUGCAGAGUGGACAGGGAGAGAGAGAGA
Molecule: messenger RNA, 3492 nt
Organism: Lepus europaeus (European hare)
Lineage: Eukaryota; Metazoa; Chordata; Mammalia; Lagomorpha; Leporidae
Gene: KIN
Product: Kin17 DNA and RNA binding protein
Exons: 13
Coding region: 109-1290 (393 amino acids)
Biological process (GO): DNA replication; DNA damage response
Cellular component (GO): nucleus
Molecular function (GO): double-stranded DNA binding
Source: RefSeq, a predicted model, not a curated record